GUAUCAGAAACAUCUUUAGUAAACAUAUUUUGAGUGUAUCGCAUAAAACUUGACACGGUUUGAGGCGAGGGGUCGGAGAUGUGACCCUUUAUCUGCGGAGCGGGCGGCGCUCGAUACCGCCGCACUCUACUGCCGGCGCACGCGCAAGUCUGUAGAGUAAGAUGUGGCGGCUGUGUGUGGUGCUACUGGCGGCGGCGGCGCAGGGCUGCGAGCUGUCGCCUGGCGCGGGCGCGGCGCCCAAGGCUCCGGGGGACAACUUCUACCGCCUCAUCGUCAACGGCGAGGUGGAGCGGUACGCGCCAGGAGAGAGAUAUGUCGUGACCCUGGUGGGUUCCCGCACCCAUGACGUAGUCCAACAAUUCACGCGGUUCCAAAUGAAGCUGGACCCCCUAGACCCCGCGGCUCCGCGUCUGCCCAGCCGGCAGGGCCAGUUCCAGCUGUUUGCUGACACGCUCACCAAGUUCGACGAGGAGUGCACCAACUCCGUGGUGGAGGCUGAUGACCUGCCCAAGACUGAGGUGCAGGUCAUGUGGAAGGCGCCUCCUACUGGCUCCGGAUGUGUGCUGCUUAAGGCGAUGGUGUACGAGAACGCGUCGCGCUGGUUCGCGGAGGACGGGCAGCUCACCGCCGCGUGCGAGGACACCUCGCUGCAGGCCAGCGACUGCUGCGCCUGCGACGACGCCAAGUACAAGAUGGUAUUCGAAGGCCUGUGGUCACCACAAACGCACCCGAAGAACUUCCCCGUGCAGGCUCUGUGGCUGACGCAUUUCUCUGACGUCAUCGGCGCCACGCAUCCCAAGAACUUCAAGUUCUGGGGGGAGGGGGAGAUCGCUACUGAUGGAUUCAGGUCCCUGGCGGAGUGGGGCUCGGUAGGUCUGCUGGAGCGCGAGCUGCGCCAGCAGGGCGGCAAGCUUCGCUCCAUCGUGAAAGCGCAGGGGCUGUGGCACCCGCGCGUCAACGCCAACACUACCGCCGGCUUUACUGUCGACAGGAAGAGGCAUCUGCUGUCCCUUGCCUCCAUGUUCGGUCCGUCUCCGGACUGGGUGGUGGGCGUGAGCGGGCUGAACCUGUGCCUGAAGGACUGCACGUGGGCCGAGUCGCGGGUUAUAGAUCUGUUCCCAUACGAUGCGGGAACUGACAACGGCAUCUCUUAUAUGUCGCCGAACUCAGAAACCGUUCCCCGCGAGAAGAUGUACCGCAUCACCACCAUGUACCCUGAAGACCCUCGCGCUCUCUACAACCCGCGCAGCAAGGAGAUGCAGCCCAUGGCCAGGCUGUACCUCACGCGGGAGAAGGUCAUCUCCAGGAGCUGUGAUGAGGAGGUGCUGCUGCAGCAGCUCGUAGAGGAGGAGGAGAACACGCAGGCUGUUAAUAGACCGGAGUGCGCAGUAACGGAGUGGAGCGCAUGGUCGGCCUGCUCCGUGAGCUGCGGCAAGGGCCUGCGCAUGCGCACCAGAGAGUACCGCAUGCCGCAGAAGGCGCAGAUGUUCGCGUGCGACAGGCAACUCGUCUCCAAGGAGAUGUGUGUCGCGCCUGUACCCGAGUGCGAAGGCGACUCAGCCCCUUCAGUCGACACGGAUAACAACGCUACGCCCAUAGAGGAGGACACUGGAGUAUGCCGCACGUCAGAGUGGGGACCCUGGUCUGAGUGCUCCGUCACGUGCGGCGUGGGGGUCAGCACACGGAGAAGGCACUUCCUGGAUCGCAUGGGGGCCAAGAAGUGCCCGCUGGUGCAGACUGAGGAGAACCGCAAAUGUAUGGAGCCAGAAUGCACGGAACAAGAGCGCGAGAUCUCCGACCCGUCGUGCCCGACGACCGAGUGGGCCGCCUGGUCGCCGUGCUCGGCGUCGUGCGGCCGCGGCGUGCGCUUCCGCAUGCGCCUGCUGCUCGUGCCGGCCGACAGGCAGCAGGAGUGUAGUGCCAGGGUCGAGCUCAUGCAGCAGCGGGCUUGUGUCGAGAGGGACAGCUGUGCCAUUGAUAUGAUUACUGCUAAACGUAUCUGCAUGGAGGAGGCGGACCCGGGCCCGUGCCGCGGGCUGUACUCGCGCUGGGCGUUCGUGGCGCAGAAGGGCAUGUGCGUGCCCUUCGCGUACGGCGGCUGCCGCGGCAACCAGAACAACUUCAUCUCACAGGACGACUGCACCAGCACCUGCAGCGUCAUACUAGGAGCAGGCGCCCCGCCCCCCGGUCUACCCCCACAGCUGAACCAGCUGCCGACUCCAACCCUGAACAACAACGUGCUGCCAGUGUCCAACAACAAUAAUGGACCAGUGCAGCCUCAGGCCGGGGACUGCGCGGUGAGCCCGUGGGGCGAGUGGAGCAAGUGCUCCGUCAGUUGCGGCACAGGAUACCAGGAGCGAGUCAGGACUAUACUGGUGCGUCCGUCUCCAGGAGGCGCGCCGUGUCCGCGCGCGUUGUCGCGGCGCCGGCGCUGCUACCGACAGUGCUAACUACCCUUACACUAACCAGGUCUGUGUAGCACCCUCAACUUUCACUUAAUUACUGCAUUUUAUACACAUUUUAUAUAAAACACUUACCAAAGCCAAAUAAAUAAACGCUUGCAAGACGAA
Helicoverpa armigera (cotton bollworm) is the source of this 2570-nucleotide messenger RNA. RefSeq names its product spondin-1. Gene Ontology annotation, biological process: cell adhesion. Lineage: Eukaryota; Metazoa; Arthropoda; Insecta; Lepidoptera; Noctuidae. Gene Ontology annotation, molecular function: serine-type endopeptidase inhibitor activity. Gene Ontology annotation, cellular component: extracellular matrix. The record is from RefSeq and is a predicted model, not a curated record.